AUGUUAUUUUUGUUUCAAAUAAUUUUUUGUUCAAAACAAAUAUUAGAUAAUAAUGUAACAUUAGAUCUAAGAAUAAAUAUAUCAAGUACCUCAAGAGCAUACGAAAAUGAAGGGUUAUGUGGGAAUGUAGAUAUACAACAAAAGAGUCAAGAACCGACUAAAACAGAAGAUAAAAAUAUAGAUGUAUAUCAAUCUGAUUCUAAUUUAUUAACAGAUUUUACAGGUAAGAAUUUAAACAAUAGAUGUAAAAAUGUCGAUUAUGAUCUAUGUAAUUUGUCGUCUUCAAUAACUGAAGAGAACAACUUGAUGCCACCCAGUUUUACAAGAAGUACAGUUAUUAAAUAUGUAUCUAAAAAACAUCAUUGUGCGUCAGAAGAAUCAAGAAAUGACACAAAACGUCUCAAAACCUCAAAUAGUGGUGGAAAUGAUACAGCAGAGCAUUCUCGAAUUUAUUCAUCUUGGAAUAAUAAUGAGAAUUUAUUAUUACAUAAAAAUCAAAAUGAUUUAAUACAAGAGCAAUAUGUUACUUCAGAAAAUAAUGCAUUUUUACAGAAAAAUAAUAAUGUUUUGGUUUUAUCAAAAAAUCAAAAUUAUUACUUAAAAACUAAUGGUAUAAAUGAACUAAAUGAUGUUCAAACAGAUGCUCUAUUUAAUUUUAAUAAUGUAUUGUUAAAAAAUACCUCUGAAGGUAGUUAUUCUUUUAACAAUUCUUACAAAAAUGAUAACAACGAAAAAGACAAAGGGACAAAACCAAAAAUCAUUAUCUUAUCUAACAUACAAACAAAUGGCAAUGAUUUUACAUUAAAAUCUAAACGAAAAAUAAAGACUAGUAGAAUAACUCUAAAAAGUCAAUUUACAGCUAGCGAGCGCGAACUUUAUAAGAAAUACCAGCGAUCUGAAAAAAACUUUAGAGAGAUUUAUAAACUUGAUAUUAAAAGUCGAAUGCCGCAAUUUAUUAAUCAACUUGAAAUAUCUAAUCUUUCUGAUGACUUGAAACAAAAUUCAAUUUUUGCUCUAAGAAGUCUUUUAAGUUUUUUAGAUACGAUAAGUGCAAUUUAUAUUAAUACAAAGAAAAAGA
Vairimorpha ceranae is the source of this 1078-nucleotide messenger RNA. RefSeq lists its product as hypothetical. Lineage: Eukaryota; Fungi; Microsporidia; Nosematidae. The record is from RefSeq and is a predicted model, not a curated record. The annotation marks the transcript as partial. The transcript has a single exon.